AUGAUCAAGCGGGUGAUGAGAAAGUACAGCGGGGAGUUCGGGGAGGGGUCCGAGCGCGGCGCCCGCGCGGCCCUUGAGGCCACUCGGGAGGCGCUGGCCAAGCGCGCGGAGGGUAACGCCCUGCGUGACGCGUACAUUUUGGGCGAAUUCAGUUACGCAGACGUCGCCAUGGCAAUGGCGAUGGAGCUGGUGUGCCCGGCGCCGGGGUCGCCGUUCCGGCGUCGGUCGGCGGCCGUGGCAUGCUGCACGUGGGAGGAGGCUUCGAAGGAGUUUGCAGACCUGCUGGAUUGGCGGGACGCGGUCGUCGAGCGCCACGGGGGUUUCAAGUGGGGAUGA
This is a messenger RNA of Ostreobium quekettii, 336 nucleotides long. NCBI's taxonomy places the organism in Eukaryota, Viridiplantae, Chlorophyta, Ulvophyceae, Bryopsidales, Ostreobiaceae. The record is from the annotation of a GenBank genome assembly.